Molecule: messenger RNA, 3500 nt
Organism: Xylaria bambusicola
Lineage: Eukaryota; Fungi; Ascomycota; Sordariomycetes; Xylariales; Xylariaceae
Product: Metalloenzyme, LuxS/M16 peptidase-like protein
Exons: 4
Coding region: 196-3354 (1052 amino acids)
Molecular function (GO): metal ion binding
Source: RefSeq, a predicted model, not a curated record
UCCGGUAUUCAGUAUCGCGGCCUCAUUGGCCCUUGGUCGUGCCACUGCUCUACUUUAGUCGACGACUCCGCAUCGCCCUAGUGUCGAAACUGAGCUAGCCUCCUAUCUCUAGAGGGUGAAUAUCGUCAAUAUCUACGCAUCUCCCUCUGCCACUAUGUCUGAACUAGUCCAAUCUUACACUUUUCUUCUCACACCAUGGGUUCCCAGGGUUCUGCUGCGCGCUUCCGAAAACUGCAAAGUUUCGAGACGGAUUAUGCUCCUACUACCAUCACCCAAUAUGAAUCGGAGCGCAGCGGUAUGCAAGUUAUUGUGGCUGACCGAAAGGGUCCCAAGGUAAAUGGAUACUUUACCUUGGCCACCGAGAUAUUUGACAACUCGGGCGCACCGCAUACUCUUGAGCAUCUGGUUUUCAUGGGCUCAAAAAGCUACCGAUAUAAGGGGUUACUAGACAAGCUGGCGUCACGAGCUUACGGAGGCACGAAUGCCUGGACUGCUACCGAUCAUACUGCGUAUACACUAGAAACGGCCGGCUGGGAAGGGUUUGCACAAACGCUACCUGUGUAUCUCGAACAUCUAAUUGUUCCUACUAUCACUGACGCCGCAUGCCUAACCGAGGUGCAUCAUGUGGAUGGCGAGGGUAACGAUGCCGGUGUCGUUUAUUCCGAAAUGCAAGCAGUGCAAUACACAAGUACUGAGCUUAUGGACAUCAAAGCGCGACUACUCCUGUACCCAGAAAAUGUUGGAUUUCGGUAUGAGACUGGAGGUAUGAUGGAGGCUCUUCGCGUCCUGACACCCGAAAAGAUCAGAGAUUUCCACAGGACUAUGUAUCAGCCACGGAACAUGUGUAUCAUCAUUGUUGGUGAAGUGGACCACAAGAAUCUUCUCCAGAUACUUGAUACAUUCGAAGAAAGUGUCAUAAAUGAUAUUCCACCCGUUGACGCACCCUUUCGUCGACCGUGGAUAGAGUCCACACAACCACCUCCACUCAAUGAUACCGUUAUUGAGACGGUCGAAUUCCCCGAAGAAGAUGAGUCUGUUGGAGAUGUAGUAGUAGCGUUCUUUGGGCCUCACUGCACCAAUGUAACAGCAACGACCGCACUCAAUGUACUCUUGACUUACUUGUGUGGUUCUUCAGUGGCCAUCUUAGAAAAUGUGAUGGUGGAGAAAGAGGAAUUAGCGAGCUCGAUUUCAUAUUGGUGGGAUGCACGUCCAAACUCUGUCAUCUGGUUUCAGCCUACGGGAGUUGCUACUGAGAAGCUUCAAUUCGUUGAAAAGCGACUCAUUUCACUACUUAAAGAAGUAGCAUCGAAGCCUCUAGAUAUGACCUACAUCAACGAGUGUAUCCAACGCGAACGACGGCAAGUGAAGGCUCAGGCAGAAGAGUCUGAAUCAUUCUAUUCUAACAACAUCAUCACCGAUUAUCUCUUCGGUGCUAGAGAUGGCUCGACAUUGAAGGAUUUGGCAAGCUUGACGGAAUAUGAUGUCCUGGAGAAGUGGACGGAUGAGCAAUGGCGGGCGUUCUUGCGUAAAUGGAUAUCCGAUGCUCAUCAUAUCUCUAUACUGGGGAAACCGUCACUACAAUUAGCCAACAAACAAAAAGCAGACGAAAUUGCUCGUAUUGAAAAGAGAAAAGAAGAGCUAGGACCCGAGGGACUAGAGAAGCUAAAGAAGAAACUGGAAGAUGCGAAGAAGCAAAAUGAUGUCGAGAUUCCUGCUACACUACUGGAGAAAUGGCCAGUUCCUUCAACCGAAUCGAUCCAUUUCAUCGAGUCUCAAACCGCUCGUUCUGGACUGGCACGCAACUUAGGCGUGCGCGAAAAUUCCGCUCAGAAACAGAUUGACCAUGCAUCCGUAGGGGCGCCGCUUUUCAUACAGUUCGAAGAUGUCCCAACAAAUUUCGUUCACAUCACCGUACAUAUCGGGACAAACAAGGUUCCUAUGAAGUUCAAACCGCUUCUAAGCCUUUUCAACGACAACUUCUUCAACACGCCUAUUAUGCGAAAUGGCCAGCGUAUUGAGUUCGAGCAAGUCGUGAUGGAGCUUGAAAAGGAGACGGUCAGCUAUAGCUUAGAAUCUGGCACCAAAGUCGGGGACUCUGAAAGCCUCUUAAUUCGCAUGCAAGUUGAGCCAGCGAAGUAUGCUACGGCCGUCGAGUGGAUUCGCACUAUGAUGUUUGAUAGUAUCUUUGAUGUGACUCGUCUAAAGGCCGGGGUUUCUAAACAACUUGCCGAUAUUCCCGAGGCGAAACGAGACGGUAGAGUGAUGGCCAACGAGGUCGAGAUCGCUCUCCACAACGAAGCAUCCUCUUUGCUCGCAGCAAAAAGGACUCUUGUCAAGGCUACUUACAUGAAACGACUCAAGAAAAUACUACAGAAUGACCCAGAUACUGCUAUCGCGUGGUUUGAAGAGGUUCGACGAUCCUUGUUCACUUCUGACAACAUUCGUGUGCUUAUCACUGCCGAUAUUACACAUUCCAAAGUCCCUGAGCCCGUAAAGACAUGGGAUAUUCUUUGCAAGUCGCUUGAAGAAGCUCCUAAGGAGGUACAACCCAUUGUCAAAUCCCACACUCUUCUCAAUACUGAAGGUCGAAAUCCUGGCUCUAUCGGCGCAACUAUUAUUCCAAUGACCACUAUCGACAGCUCUUAUUCCGUGAGCUCUGGUAAAGGUCUAUCGUCCUUUACCGACCCAGCCGUACCGGCCUUACUUGUAGCAGUACAAUAUCUGGAAACUGUAGAGGGCACACUUUGGAAUGCCGUUCGCGGGAAUGGGCUCGCCUAUGGAGUUUAUUUCGCCAAAGAAUUGGAUGGUGGUUACUUGCACUUUAAGGUGUAUCGUUCUCCAUCUGCCUCCAAGGCCAUAGUUGCAGCAAGAGAUGCCAUCGCGGCUCUAGUUAAUGGCACUAUGGCAUUUGAACAGCCUAUGAUCGAAGGCGCCAUUAGCCAACUGGUCAUGGGGCUCGCCGACGAACAGGCCACUAUGUCCACCGCAGCUGUGCAGAAUUAUAUCACUGGUGUUGUUAGAGGUCUCGAGCCCGACUAUAACACGCAAAUGCUUGCCAAAGUUCGCGCUGUAACAGUUGACGACAUCAAACGCGCGAUGAAAACGUGGUUACUUCCAAUAUUCGAACCAGGCAAGAGCAACGUAGUGGUAUGCUGUGCACAUGUCAUGAUUGAAAAAAUGGAGAAAGAGCUUCAGGAAAUGGGGUAUAAAACCCAGAUCAAGCAGUUGUCUGAUUACUAUGACGACUAUGGCCUAGAAUCUCCUGGUGGGGAAGAUGAUGAACACGACGACGAGGAUGAAGACAUGUCUAACAAUGACGAUGAAUCUGGUGACUCUGAUGAGUCGGAAGAUUAGAAUUGGUUAUUCUUCGUACGUUUAAAGCUACGAAAUUUCCCUGUCCGAAUAAUGCAUUUCCACAUUGCGGGUUGGGUUUAAGGUAGGUUAGAGCUAUAGUGACAACAAUAUAGGUCUGUGUCAAAUACACGGUACUAGAGCUUAUA